AUGUCAGUACUCAAGGCCAGGCUUGCACCUCACCUCCAUCUGAGGGUUCCGUUCAAGAGUGGAAAGUAUGGCUCACGCUGGUCGAAUCAAGAUAUGGAUCCAAUCCCUCCGGAACAGCGCACCUGGGGCGCUCUGGAUUACUGGGCAUACUGGUGUGCGGAUAUGCUAGCUCCUCCCCUGAUUUCGACUGUCAGUAGUGUCAUGGCUCUGGGAUUCACAGCUAGAGAAACAAUACCGAUUGUCUUUUUCGGCUUUGCCAUCUGUAGCGUGGUCAUCACCCUCACUGCUAAGAUGGGUGCUACGUACGCUGUUUCCUUUCCAGUCAUUGUUCGCAGUGUUUUUGGAAUGUAUGGCUCAAUCCCAGCCAUUGCUAUUCGAUCUUUCGUUGCCAUGAUCUGGACUGCUAUCCUCACAGUCCAAGCUAGCAACUACCUCCAGCGGUGCAUCGAAGCCAUAUGGCCGAGUUUCAUCACUUUUCCGAAUCACCUGCCUGAGAGUGCUGGGAUUGAUUCUGCUGGGUUGCUUUGCCUGUUCUUGUAUUGGUUCCUACAAACUGGGCUAGCGCUCAUGAAAAUUUCCAAGUUGCGUGUUCUGUUUUGGAUCAAGAGCAUCGUAGUUCCCCCGACGUUUUUGGCAUUGUUUAUAUGGGCUGUUACAAUCACAAAAGGUGGCGGACCGCUCAUCAAGGGAGAAAUGAAAUUGACUUCAACGUACAUGAAUACCGCCUACUCAGUGCUAAAAGGACUCAACGCUGUCAUCGGACUCUUCUCUUCGUUGGCAACCAACAUGCCGGAUUUUGGCAGGUUCUCCAAAAACCGGAUGGCUGGCAACCAUCAAUUCCUUGCUCUUCCCAUAAUUGGAACGCUUGGAGCAUUGACACCGAUAUUCGUCACUGACGCCCAUUCAUAUAUAUGGGGCGAGUUCGAGUGGUACAUGCCAAAUGUCAUUGCCAAGUUCGACUCCCGGGCAGCAAAAUUUUUCGUAUCUGCCAGCUUCCUCCUUGCAACCAUCGGCAACCAGAUUGCAGCGGGUACCUAUCCAUUCUCAAAUGACGUAUCAGGUAUGAUGCCCAAAUAUAUCAACAAUUUCAGGGCUACCGUCUUUCUAUCAAUCUUUUCCAUUGCCUGCACGCCUUGGAAUAUUGUCAGGAAUGCGUCAGGUUUACUUGCCUUCCUCAGCGGCUACUCCUGCCUCAUGGGACCUCUUGCAGGCACAAUGAUCAGCGAUUACUACCUUGUCAAGAAGAGUAAGCUCGACGUCGAUCAGCUAUACACCUCUCAUGGUAUCUACUGGUAUGAUUAUGGCUGGAACUGGAGAGCCUGGGUGUCUUUUCUUACGGGUGUCGCGCCCCUCUUGCCGGGCUUUGCGAAAAGCAUCGAUGGUACACUUGAAAUCAGUGGGGCAUGGAAGAUUUACACAUUCGCGUGGGCCUUUGGAAUUUGCCUCUCGACCUCCACACACUAUGUGAUUUGUACGUACAUUUCUGUGCCGACAAAUUCACUGGCUGAGUUCGCUGUAUACCCCCCACAGCUCGAAGAUGUCGCAUCGUCUGUUCUCGAAGGCGAAGAAGUCUCAACCAAGGAAACAACGGUUGCGAAAGCGAAGGAAGUAAAGCAAGUAGUUUAA
Molecule: messenger RNA, 1626 nt
Organism: Bipolaris victoriae FI3
Lineage: Eukaryota; Fungi; Ascomycota; Dothideomycetes; Pleosporales; Pleosporaceae
Exons: 4
Coding region: 1-1626 (541 amino acids)
Biological process (GO): transmembrane transport; nucleobase transport
Cellular component (GO): plasma membrane
Molecular function (GO): nucleobase transmembrane transporter activity
Source: RefSeq, a predicted model, not a curated record